Molecule: messenger RNA, 798 nt
Organism: Aspergillus terreus NIH2624
Lineage: Eukaryota; Fungi; Ascomycota; Eurotiomycetes; Eurotiales; Aspergillaceae
Gene: hapE
Product: CCAAT-binding factor complex subunit HapE
Exons: 3
Coding region: 1-798 (265 amino acids)
Biological process (GO): regulation of DNA-templated transcription
Cellular component (GO): nucleus; CCAAT-binding factor complex
Molecular function (GO): protein heterodimerization activity; DNA-binding transcription activator activity, RNA polymerase II-specific; DNA binding
Source: RefSeq, a predicted model, not a curated record
AUGGAACAAGCUGCGCAAAACGCCGGACAACAGCAAGGCCGACAGCAACCCGUGUAUGACACCCGGAAUGGCGGUCAUUACGGUAAGCCGACGCCCUCAUACAAGCGCCCUGAUCUUAUGGUCAACCAGGGACUGCAGGGAACGGCCCGAGACAUCCUGACGACGUACUGGCAGCACAUCAUCAACCACCUCGAAUCAGAUAAUCACGACUACAAGAUCCACCAGUUGCCCUUAGCCCGCAUAAAGAAGGUGAUGAAAGCAGACCCCGAGGUGAAGAUGAUAUCCGCGGAAGCACCCAUCUUGUUCGCGAAGGGCUGUGACAUCUUCAUCACGGAGUUGACCAUGAGGGCAUGGAUCCAUGCUGAGGAUAACAAGCGGCGCACUCUGCAACGGUCGGACAUUGCCGCUGCCUUGUCCAAGUCUGACAUGUUUGAUUUUCUCAUUGACAUAGUCCCUCGCGAGGAGGCCACGUCGCACGCUAAGCGAUCCAGCCAGGCCGCUGCCCCCGCCGGCCCAACUGGGCCAGCGGGCGCUCCAGGGCAGAUGCCGCCCUCUCAGCACGGAGUCCAGCACCAUAUGGCUCCGCCGGAGUACGCUUUGGGGCAGCACGGUCUCCAGGACCAGGAAUACCGGCAGCCCACCAUGUAUGCAGGUCCGGUGCAGUCAGACCCAACUGCAGCUUAUGGACAGCCGCAACCCCAAAUGUUUGAAGGCAUUGAAUGUCUGGCAAACCUGAUAUCCCGGUUUUAUUGUUACCCUUUUUAUGGUCUACUGUAUUUCUUUUUAUGCGCUGCGUGA